Molecule: messenger RNA, 666 nt
Organism: Setaria italica (foxtail millet)
Lineage: Eukaryota; Viridiplantae; Streptophyta; Magnoliopsida; Poales; Poaceae
Product: serpin-Z6B
Exons: 1
Coding region: 1-666 (221 amino acids)
Molecular function (GO): serine-type endopeptidase inhibitor activity
Source: RefSeq, a predicted model, not a curated record
AUGCGCAGCUCCCAGGACCAGUACGUCGCCGAGCACGACGGGUUCAAGGUGCUCAGGAUGCCGUACACGGUGCCGGACCCGUACCACGGCAUCCUGUCCAGCGUAAGAGCCCAAAUCGUUCACACCGAGGCGGAGUCAUGGGAUGUGACCCCGCUCCCGUACCCUCAGUUCUCCCUGUGCAUCUUCCUCCCGGAUGCGCGCGACGGCCUCUGGAGCCUCGAGGACAAGGUCCUGUCCGAGAUGGGCUCCAUCCACGAGCAUCUCCUUCUCCCCAGGAAUCGCGUUCGGGUCGGCAGGUUCCAGGUACCCAAGCUCAAGAUGUGCAUGUCCGAUGGCACCAGUAUAAAGCCUGUCCUCCAGGGUCUUGGGAUCAGAGCUCUCUUCUCGGAAGAAGCUGACAUGACGAACAUGCUGGAGCAUGGCGGAACAGGCGAGCCCUUUUUUGUGAAUGACGUAGUGCACAAAGCCAUCUUCCGGGUGGAUGAGGGAGAUCAGAGUAGCGAGGUGACGACGACGGAUUCUGCUGCUCGCGGUGGGUGCCUUCGGCUGGAGCGUCAGCCGGUGGACUUCGUUGCGGAUCAUCCGUUUGCGUUCUUUGUGGUGGAAGAAGUGACUGGUGCGAUCCUUCUCGCAGGGCACGUACUUGAUCCUACACAAGUAAUUUGA